Messenger RNA from Dictyostelium purpureum, 300 nucleotides. RefSeq lists its product as uncharacterized. The transcript has a single exon. The record is from RefSeq and is a predicted model, not a curated record. Lineage: Eukaryota; Evosea; Eumycetozoa; Dictyosteliales; Dictyosteliaceae. Gene Ontology annotation, molecular function: mRNA binding. The annotation marks the transcript as partial.
GAAGCUGCUGGCGAAACAUGGGUCGAUCCAACACUAUCAGAAUGGGAUGAAAACGAUUUUCGUAUUUUCAUCGGUGAUCUUGGUAAUGAUGUAACCGAUGAUAUGUUAAUGCAGGCCUUUGUCAAGUACCCAACUUUGUUAAAAGCAAAAGUUAUCCGUGAAAAAAGUGGAAAAACCAAAGGAUUUGGCUUUGUAUCUUUUUCUGGCUCAAAUGACUAUUUAAAUGCAAUGAGGGAUAUGAAUGGUAAAUAUAUAGGCAAUAGACCAAUUAAAUUACGUAAAAGUAAAUGGAAAGAUAGA